GGGCCCGGAGCUUGUGGGCGUGGACAGCACCAUGCCGCAUGACAUAUCCGGCUUCCAGGCUGCCUACAUCACCAUCGAGGUGCUGAUUGCCCUUGUGUCCAUCCCUGGGAACAUCCUGGUGAUCUGGGCCGUCAAAGUCAACCAGGCCCUCCGCGAUGCCACCUUCUACUUUAUCGUCUCACUGGCAGUGGCAGACGUAGCUGUGGGAGCCCUCGUUAUCCCGCUGGCCAUCAUCAUCAACAUUGGACCGCAGAUACAUUUCUACAGCUGCCUGAUGGUGGCGUGUCCUGUGUUGAUCCUCACCGAGAGCUCCAUCUUGGCGCUGUUGGCCAUCGCUGUGGAUCGCUACCUCAGAGUGAAGAUUCCUAUGCGGUACAAGAGCGUGGUGACUCCCAAACGUGCUGGGGUGGCCAUUGCUUGCUGCUGGCUGGUCUCCUUCCUGGUGGGGCUGACCCCGAUGUUUGGCUGGAACAACCUGAAGGAGGUCCAAGAGGCGAACUCCAAUCAGUCAGACCUGACCAUCAGUUGCCAGUUUGAACACGUCAUCAGCAUGGAGUAUAUGGUCUAUUUCAACUUCUUUGUGUGGGUCUUGCCUCCGUUGCUCCUCAUGUUUGUCAUCUACCUGGAGGUCUUCAAGAUCAUCCGAAGGCAGCUGAACAAAAAAGUUGCAUCCAGUGCAACAGAUCCGGAGAGAUAUUAUGGGAAGGAGCUGCACAUCGCCAAAUCCCUCGCCCUGGUUCUCUUCCUCUUUGCCGUGAGCUGGCUGCCUCUGCACACCCGUAACUGUGUCAGCUUUUUCUGCCCCUCGUGCAAAACCCCCAGCAUCCUCACCUAUAUUGCUAUAUUUCUGACACAUGGGAACUCAGCUAUGAACCCCAUCGUUUAUGCGUUCAGGAUUAAAAAAUUCAGGACCACAUUCCUGCAAAUCUGGAACCAGUAUUUUUACUGCAAAGGGGACAAGAACAUGAACAAUAUUGAUAACACUGAUAUUGCCAUCUAGGAGUUAACCAGUGUCGGGCUGGCCCGCAGCCUUCAAGCCACCCGGGAUGGCUUAUAAACAUCAUUUUCAUUGGCCAAAUGGCCAAAGUGGCUUUAUCACCAUUGUAUGCAAUGCCAAGAGCCAAUCAAGGGCAUUAUUUAUUAUUACUACUAGCAAUACUCAUUGUACCAUUUGGUAUUCUAGGACAUGUUCUUCCCGCCACUGUUCCACCCCACCCCCCUGUUUAAGGUGACAUAUAUUUACACAUUUAAAGGGGAAUUAUACCAACUGGAAACUGUGGCAUAUCUUUCAUUCCAAUAAACAAGAAACACUUCUCUGUAGUUUUAUUCGUGGGAAGUAGCUUUUCAGCUAUGGAGCUUUGAAGGAUGUAGGCUGUUCAGAUGACACAAGAGGAUCAGAAGGAAAGAGGAAUGUGAAACUUGUGAUAGGUGGCUAUAAAGCCAGGGUUGCAAUUUAGUUAUUAGUUUUG
This is a messenger RNA of Elgaria multicarinata webbii, 1469 nucleotides long. RefSeq names its product adenosine A1 receptor (gene ADORA1). Lineage: Eukaryota; Metazoa; Chordata; Lepidosauria; Squamata; Anguidae. Gene Ontology annotation, cellular component: dendrite; plasma membrane; synapse. Gene Ontology annotation, biological process: G protein-coupled adenosine receptor signaling pathway. The record is from RefSeq and is a predicted model, not a curated record. Gene Ontology annotation, molecular function: G protein-coupled adenosine receptor activity. The transcript is spliced from 2 exons. Bases 32 to 1000 code for a protein of 322 amino acids.